Rotaria sp. Silwood2 is the source of this 3050-nucleotide messenger RNA. The record is from the annotation of a GenBank genome assembly. NCBI's taxonomy places the organism in Eukaryota, Metazoa, Rotifera, Eurotatoria, Philodinida, Philodinidae.
UUGUAAUUUUGAUUAAAAGAAUUUAAAAAGCUCAAGAAAAUAAAGAAUUUUCUAAAAAAACAUUAAUCAGUUCUUAUUAAUAUUAACAAAUUUUGUCUGUAAAACAAGUUGUCGACAAAGUGUACAUGUCGGCAAAAAGUACGUGUCGGCAAAGUGAUACGGACCCAUUGUGGUUGGAUCUUUUACAUCAGUCAUGAUCAGUUAUUUUCGCGGUGUCCGAAGUUAUAGUCAAAGUGCUUAAAACACUAAGCAAAGAUGUCGAAAUCUGUCUGAAAUCGACCACAAAGUUCCGUGUUUAAUUUCUCUCAAUCUCUGUAACUAAAACUAACCUUCGGGCUUUUAUGUUGUAAUAAACAAAAAUUCAGAAUAGAUUUGAGAAGAGAGUUCAAAGUUGUAUACAACUCACAUGAAGAAUCGCUACGAAUCUGAGAGAUCUUAAUACUGAAGAUGCGUCUUUAUAAUCAGGGAUAAACGAAUUCCUCAAAUUUCUAAUCUGACUGCUAAAUAUUUCCCUUAAUAAGGUCUCUCAGACUUCCAGCGGUUCAUCAUGUCAGUUGUGUUCAGUUUUGAACAUUCUUCCUAGGGAUGCAACACAUCUUGGAUAGGACUUUGACUUGGGACUAAACUUUUGGGAUUCGAAUCUGGAUUUGAGUUUGAACGCUUAGGUUUGGAUUUGGUUGAUGGAUUUUGUUGUAUACCAAACCCACGCAAAUAUUUUAUAAUUGCGUGUCCGUUAUCCAAGCGCAAACUAUUUAUAUAAUUAUUGCGCAACAACAAAUCCGAAUCCCAAUAGCAAAACCUUAUGUACUUAAUUCUGAAUUUUUUCUUAGACGUGCCAUUGCCUUAAUUAGGUAAAUGUUCACGAUAUUUUUUUCAUCGCUUGAUUUAAGAUUAAAUAUGAUAGAAUUGUUAUUGUGCAUGUUUUCUCACAUGUGCUCACAAACUGUUUGAUUUCUGAGGGAAAGUUCAUUUGGAUAAUCGAAUUUCAAACAUCUUCGUCAAUUUUUCACCGGUUUGAGGUAUAAUUCCUACCGGCCAAUCCGGACUGGUUUACCGUUUUCCAACCGGCUCCAACCCUGCCAUAUUUUCGCUCUCUGGAACGAUUUUCAAGCAGUCAGCGUCACCAGUUGUUGUUCGACUUGCCGGAAUUUUCAUACUAUGGGGUACAUGAUAUCAAUCUGAAUUUUAAAUAAAAAAAUCAAUUUCAUUUCAAACAGAAAUCAGGGGCUGGGGCUUCAGUAUUCAACACAUACAUCUAUGCAUAUAUACACCGACAUUUUUUUUGAACAUGGAGAGCUGGAGGGCUUAGGUGUCUUUCGAAUUAUUCAUGAAUUCACAGCCGUAUACUCCCUUCUCUUAACGGGGGGAGGCACUUUCGAAUUAAUUGGAUUUGAAUACAAAAAGACGCCCUCAUCCGGAACAAAAAGGGGUGUGUCUAUCCAUUGAUAUGAAUAAUUCUAAAGACCACCCAUGUCGCCUAGACCCUCACUCUCAGAAAAACGGGGUAUAUAGCUAUGAAUUCAUGAAUAAUUCUAAAGAUCCUCCAAGUCCCCGUAGAACUUCCCUUCUCAGAAAUAGGGGGUGUAUGUCUUCUUGUGCAUUGCAAUAGUGUGGAAAGAAAGAUGGUGAAUCUUAGACAAGAAAACUGUUGUCUCUGUAUAUUCUGUAGUAGUGUGUGAUUGUCAUCCUUAGGAAAAAUUGAUUUUAGACGAGCGACGGUGUUUUUGGUUGGAGCUAGCAGCUAGUGGUGGUGGGCAGUCUGUUGUCAAAGAGGUUUCUCUUGGAAGACCCCUUGAUCCCCGUCUUUGGUAAAAAUGAAGGGUCUGUUUUUUUGUUGCAAAAUUCAGUUGAAAUAAAAAAGCCCAUAAGCUCGGAAUUUUUGCCGGGUCAAGAGCGAUUUAUAACCGGCCGGAUAGGUCCGGCUGGAUUUUUUGACCGGCUUGAUCGGACCAUUUUAUCGAUUUCUUACCAGUUCUAAGUGUGAUUUAGAAUCAAAUAGAUAAUAUAUACGGUUAAUAGAUAACUUGUGAGGCGUUAUUCUACAAGAAUUUAGUAAAUGUAUCGAAUUCAUUACAUGAUGCCAAACAAAAAAAUAUUGGUAUGUAGAGAAAUUUUAGUUGAGAAAAAUGUCAGAAAAUCGUUAUAAGUACCUUAAUAAUCUUAAAAGCAAUAGUUCAAAGCCAAGAUCAAAACAUAACCUAAUUUGAUUGUUGACAUUCAUACAAAACAUCAAUCUAACAAACUUAUCUAUCAUUUGGAUCGUUUUUUCAGACAAAUUGUACUAAAAAUAUUCACCAAAGAUUAAUGAAAAUGACCAUAACAUCGCACUACAUUGAUUUAUUUUGAAAUAUUUGUUCAAGUAGUAGCUUUAAUCUUUCUCUACAAAAUUAAAUAUUUCAAUGAAUCAACUCUAUUUAGGAUUGUCAUAGAUGUCAUCAAUUUACUCAGAGAGGUCGAAACUUUUGAACCACCCUUUAGUUUAUCACUGAUUUUUUAGGAGUAUGUUAAAGUAUUAGGAGCCCGUAUUGUUUCUUACCUCAAUAUAGAUGGUCCUGUUCGAGGUAACAGUCUUUCAAUAAAUAUAAUUAUUUUUGUUCUAAUCUCUAAUAGGAAAUUAUACAAUUCAUGCUAAAGCAUCACCUAUGUUGUUCGAUGUUAUUGUUGAAGCUUCAAAAAUGGUGAGAAGAUGUUCUUAGAUACUUCGAGAAGCGAUUAAUGAUUUUGAAAUAGCAGCAAAAGAUUUUGAGAUUCGUUCAAAAUCAUUGAACGUUGAAAAUCCAUAUGAGAUUCGGGCAUAUAAUGAUCAGUUGUUACAACUGGAACGAGCUUUUUUAAAUCCAUUAGGACGAGGCACAGAUUACACUGAUUAUAAACACAUCAUUUAUGCACCAGCUAAAGGUGAUAAAUAUGAUGCUGCUGGUUUGCCAACUAUUGGUGAUGCACUUGCAACUGGCAAUCAAAUAGAAAUCGAUAAAGAAAUAGCUAUUGCUGCUUAUUUUAUACGAGGAGCUUUAUCAAUAUUAAAACAAUUUGAUAAAUUUAUCUCAUAA